Molecule: messenger RNA, 575 nt
Organism: Hymenoscyphus albidus
Lineage: Eukaryota; Fungi; Ascomycota; Leotiomycetes; Helotiales; Helotiaceae
Source: the annotation of a GenBank genome assembly
AUGAGUAGCAAUGCCCCGCAUCUCCACCACCAUCAUCUCCAAGAGGAAGAAUUAUCCUACGGCCCCUUUGGCUUUCUGAAUCCUACAAUCAGGAGAGUCCCAUUGAGUUUUACAAUUUCCCACCAGAUAUCUUCCAGUGGUAACGUGGAUCAAAGCAGUGCAAAAAACACUGCGCAGAAAGGGCAGGAUGUACGACAAGACCAAGUUCGCUCAGAGGGAAUGUAUCGCGAGUUCAGGACAAGAGACAAUCGAAAAGGUUUCUCCCUCUUAAUCCCAACACAUCGCUUAUUCUUCUUUCUAAACAAACUUCCUUUCCAGGUCGCCACGCCCUAGCACUCACCCCACAAACCACAACCUACCUCACACCACCCCGCACAACAACCCCCUCCCAAACCCUCCUUGGCAUAUCCCGAAUGUUCACCUCCUACCCGUACUGGGACAUUUCCUAUCUCGUCACCGUGAUCUUCACGCUCGGCUCGGUGGUAUGGUGUAUCAAUGCCUUCUUCGUGUACCUGCCUCUGCAAAUCCCGUCCUCGGAGUUUGGGGGCGAGAUUGCGAAUGCGGGGGGGUAUUAG